AUGCAUGCCAAUUCUAUCAGCAUGUCCAUCCGCACAGCAACGUCUCUCGGUCGGCUAAACUCCGCCGCACCCUCCCUCACCGGAGCCCUCCGCCCCAUCCAGCAGACCAUUCCCCAGACUGCAUCCAAGCAGCUCACACGCCUCAGCUCCACGACAGCUCGUCCACUUGGCUUCGUCACUCUCAACCCAGAUUCCCGCCCACAAGCCAAGGCCACUUGUCCCUCAACCACAGGCUUACGAUCACAGUCCACCGCUGCUCCUUCCAAUGGCGAAGUCAAGCUUGACUGGGACUCUUUCUUCAAGCUUCGCGCUUCUCGCCGCCGCUACUCCCUCGCUUCCUCAAUUGUCACUUCCCUCGCCAGUACCACUGCUGGAGUACAGGUUCUCUCCGGCCAGGACCUUGAGGCUCUGGGCGGCGCUGUGAUGGGCCUUGAUCCAUUCGUCGUCCUUGGCUUGGCGACUGCUGCGUGCGGUGCCGCUGGAUGGCUAGUCGGCCCUGUUGUUGGCAAUGGGGUUUGGGGACUGGUCUACAGAAAGUACAAGCCCUCUGUAAACACAAAAGAGAAGGAAUUCUUUGAUCGUAUCCGUCGUUUCCGAGUCGACCCAUCCACCAACUCGAUCGCCAACCCCGUCCCUGAUUACUAUGGCGAGAAGAUCGGUAGUGUGCAGGGUUAUCGGCAGUGGCUGAAGGAUCAGCGGGCUUACAACCGCAAGCGUCGCAACUUCAUCGCCUAA
Penicillium soppii is the source of this 735-nucleotide messenger RNA. RefSeq names its product presequence translocated-associated motor subunit PAM17. NCBI's taxonomy places the organism in Eukaryota, Fungi, Ascomycota, Eurotiomycetes, Eurotiales, Aspergillaceae. The record is from RefSeq and is a predicted model, not a curated record. Bases 1 to 735 code for a protein of 244 amino acids. Gene Ontology annotation, cellular component: PAM complex, Tim23 associated import motor. The transcript has 2 exons. Gene Ontology annotation, biological process: protein import into mitochondrial matrix.